UCUUGCGCUCACAGUGCAGUGGAGUCGGAUCGGCAGCGAGACGCAACAGAAAGCUACCCCGCACCAUUACCAGAGUGGCUAGCUAGCCUAAUUGAGAUUUAGCUCGCUUUUAAAUGUACUGCGUUCUGUUGGGACCAACUCAUUUAAACACGGACUCUGAGCUAUUGAAGCGCAAACCACCGUGCGCAAAGAUUGACCAACAUCUGCUCUAUUAUUGAAGCGCUGUUGUCGAAUAAUGUAUCCACAUUGACUGAGAAAGGAGCGAUAUAAGGGACUACAGCGAGAACAUCGGAGAUUUAUCUGUUUCUAUUUGCAGCAACCAACACGGAUCUUGUUCCUUCCAAUCGCAAGAGGGGAAAUGUGAAUUGAGUAGCAAGUUGCCCGAAGUCUCUCCUUAUGGAUGUAGCACUUUCAGCAGCAUGAACCCGAAAUAAGGAGCCAGGCGCGCAAGCCUCAUUCUGCUGUGAGACACACAAUUGGGUCCGGGUGAAGUGGACUUUGCGCCCCAGUUCCAAGGAUCAGCGCUUCCCUGCCUGCUCCACACCGGCAGCUGUCCUUCAUGUUAUGGUUGUUUUGAUGGAUGUAUAAGUGUAUCUCCGAGGUUUUCACCGGGACCCACAUAAAAGGCAAUCACCAAGAAACAGAAGCCCAAUAUUCACAUCGAUCGAAUGGAACUUGGAUAUUCUGGUGCCUAAUAGACUUUAUCAAGGAUUGAUCAUUAAGAGCAAAGACCGACAAAAAAGGUCCGGUUUUUGGUGUGUGUGUGUUGAGUUUGCCAAUGCCCGGAAUUGGUGUGUGACGCCAGGGUUAGCUCCCCUUCAUUAUUUUGCUAUCACACACACCUGCAAGAUGGUGAAUGUCUAUACAGUUUGCAUCGUCAUACUCUGUCUGACUGUUGGACUCCUGACCAAAGCCAUCGGGCCAGAAGACGUAAAAACAAAAGAUCUGAGAGUGCCUCGGCCACUCAUCUUGCCUCAUUACCCGGAGAAUGCUACAGCGGUUGUAGGGGGACAGGUUAAGCUGCUGUGUAAGGUCCACCGGCCGGCCUUCACCAAGGUUCAGUGGCUGAAGAGAGACGGAGAUCGCCUGGGAGCCGAGGGCCAGCCACAUCUUAGAGUUCUGACGGCACUCCAGAGCAACAUCUCCAAAGUGAACUCUCUGUCACUGAGCAACGUUUCUCUGGGGGACACUGGGGAGUACAUCUGUAUGGCUGAGACCACCACACAAGCUGGACACCAGCUUCAGUCCAUGCAGUCUGCCUGGCUACAGGUUCUACCAGAGACCCUGGUCUCUCGUUCCCUGGACCAAAGUACGGCCAUUGAAGUCCCAGCAGUUGUCCUGGAUGACCUUAGUGAGGACACCAAUGAGCACCUGCUCCUGGAACCAGGCGAUGUCCUCAAGCUGCGCUGUGACACCAACCAACCAGGGGGCGUGUACUGGUACAAAGAGUGGACCCGGGUGCUGCACACCGCCCGCAUCCAGAUCCGCGGGGGCGUUAUAGAGAUCACAGACGUGACGUACGAGGAUUCUGGGGUGUAUGUGUGUGUCCUCCGGGGAACCAAGGAGGCCCUGAGGAAUUUCACCAUCACUGUAGCAGACUCACUGGGCUCAGGUGAUGAUGAUGAGGACAAUGGUCUAGAAGACACGUCAGCUGAGAUCGAUAAUGACCAGGUCUACUUCACAAGAGGUCCCUACUGGACCCACACCCAGCGCAUGGAGAAGAAGCUGUACGCAGUGCCGGCAGGGAACACGGUCAAGUUCCGCUGCCCGGCAAUGGGCAGCCCUCUACCCUUCAUCCGCUGGCUGAAGAACGGACACGAGUUCAGGGGAGAGCACCGCAUUGGAGGCAUCAAGUUGAGACACCAGCACUGGAGCCUGGUGAUGGAGAGUGUGGUGCCUUCAGACCGUGGGAACUACACCUGUCUGGUGGAGAACAAAUACGGCUCCAUCACACACAGCUACCUUCUGGACGUGCUGGAGCGCUCCCCACACAGGCCUAUCCUGCAAGCUGGUCUGCCAGCCAACACUACAGCGGUGGUGGGCACUGAUGUCCAGUUCUUCUGUAAGGUCUACAGCGAUGCCCAGCCUCACAUCCAGUGGCUGAAACACAUUGAGAGAAACGGCAACCGCUACGGUCCAGACGGGACUCCUUACGUUCAGAUACUGAAGACAGGCAGCCUAAACAUGUCGGAGGUGGAAGUUCUCUACCUGACUAACGUGACCAUGGAGGAUGCUGGAGAGUACACCUGUCUGGCUGGAAACUCCAUCGGCUACUCCUACCAGUCUGCCUGGCUCACUGUCCUCUCAGAAGAGGACGUAGCUGACGAGGUGGACUUAAUGGAGACCAAGUACACUGACAUCAUCAUCUACGCGUCUGGCUUCCUGGCUCUGGUCAUGGCCAUCGUGAUUGUGGUGCUGUGUCGCAUGCAGGUCAACCCAAGCAGAGAACCCUUCGAUGUCCUCCCCGUCCAGAAACUCUCCAAGUUCCCCCUCCGCAGACAGUACUCUGUGGAUUCCAACUCGUCAGGGAAGUCCAGUGCGUCUCUGAUGAGAGUGGCCCGCCUGUCUUCCAGCUGCUCCCCCAUGCUGGCCGGAGUCAUGGAGUUUGAACUGCCCUACGACCCUGACUGGGAGUUUCACAGGGAGAAUCUGACUUUAGGGAAGCCACUGGGUGAGGGCUGCUUCGGUCAGGUGGUCAGAGCUGAGGCCUAUGGGAUCAACAAGGACCAUCAGGAGAACAUCUCCACUGUGGCCGUCAAGAUGCUGAAAGAUGAUGCCACAGACAAAGACCUGUCAGAUCUCAUAUCUGAAAUGGAGCUGAUGAAGGUGAUGGACAAGCACAAGAACAUCAUUAACCUCCUGGGGGUGUGCACACAAGAAGGUCCUCUGUACGUGCUGGUAGAGUAUGCAUCUAAAGGCAGCCUCAGGGAGUACCUGCGGGCCCGACGGCCCCCCGGCAUGGACUAUACCUUUGAUGUGACCAAAGUGCCCGAGGAGCAGCUCACCUUCAAAGACCUGCUGUCCUGUGCCUACCAGGUGGCGCGUGGCAUGGAGUACCUGGCCUCCAAAAGGUGCAUCCACAGAGACCUUGCUGCCAGAAAUGUCCUCGUCACAGAAGACAACGUCAUGAAAAUCGCAGACUUCGGCCUUGCAAGAGGAGUACACCAGAUCGACUACUACAAGAAAACCACCAACGGACGUCUGCCAGUGAAGUGGAUGGCACCAGAGGCCUUGUUCGACCGAGUCUACACACACCAGAGUGACGUGUGGUCGUUUGGCGUGCUGAUGUGGGAGAUCUUCACCCUGGGGGGCUCACCGUACCCCGGUAUCCCCGUGGAAGAGCUCUUCAAGCUGCUGAAGGAGGGCCACCGCAUGGACAAACCCUCCAACUGCACACACGAACUCUACAUGAAGAUGAGGGAGUGCUGGCAUGCUGUGCCCACACAACGACCCACCUUCAAACAGCUGGUGGAGGAGCUAGACAGAGUGCUGCUGUCUAUCUCUGACGAGUACUUGGACCUGUCGACACCUUUUGAACAGUACUCCCCGUCGUGCGAGGACACCUCCAGUUCUUGCUCCUCGGACAAUGACUCUGUCUUUACCCACGAUGCCCUGUCCACUGACCCCUGUCUGCUGGGUUACCACGACGUGCAUUCUCGGGUAGACAUGAAAACGGCACUGCGGUAGACUGUGGCUCCAACGGGAGUCCUCUGGCUCAAAGGGCAUUACCUGGAGAAGUUUGCGUUAGAAAACAACCAUGUUGCAUUAAAAGUGUAACUUGGACUGUCUGCUCUGGGACUGUGCCUAAGAACAGUAUCUCAAACCUUGGCACUACAGGACCCUGGUCAUCUAAAAUGGCUGCCUCUUCUUCUUCUUAUCAGGUUUGGGGUGUUAUAGUAAAAUGACUCUCUUUUGUUUGGGUCUCUACAGAGAGGAUCGACAAUGGGCUUCUUGUACUCAAACUCAUCCGAGCUUGUCUCUGAACGGUAUCCAAACUGGGCUUUUAAACCAGAAAAAUAUGUUUUAACAAAAAAUAUGUUUACACUUCAUUUUAAGUGUCCAUAAUAAACCAUUCAUAAGGCAUUAUGAGGCAUUUACAAAUAGUUUUCUCACAUUUUAUUACUAAUUAUUCCUACAUUUGUAAAUGUUAGUAAGCAAGUUAUUCACACAUGUAUAUAUAUUUCCAUAAACAUCCUGUGUUGAAUGCUUAUUCUUUUACCAGGUACUGCUGGAAUGUCUACCAUCUUUUUGUGAGAAAUGACACGGGUCACUCAAAAUCUUCAGAAAGUGUUUAUAAAGUAUAAAUAGUGCACACUUUAGAUUACGGACUGCAAAAAUACUUUACUAAUAAUUAGUAAAUGGUUUAUAAAUGCCUUAUAAAUUAUUUAUUGCAGACCUUUAAAAUAAGGUGUUACCAAAAAUAUUUAUUUUGAUAUAAAAAAAAACAGAGAAGUUUAUUGUUAAAUAUAAAUCUCUCUGUAUAUAAGAUUAUUUUGCUAUUUAAAAUUGUCUUAAAUCUCAGGAUCUCUUGUAUUAAAAAGUUGCUGUAGGGGCAGCAAAGUGCCUGAAUUUUUUGAUUUCCUUUGAAUAUAUUAAAAUAUACAAAUAUUUUAUGUACAUAUCACAAAAAAAGACAAUUACCUUUUAUAAAUUAUUCUAAAUGCUACGAAAAUGAAGGUGUUCAUCUUCAACUGAGGUGAAGAAAGAAACAAUGUAUUCAAGUGUUUUAACGGACAAAAUGUCCUCGCGAUUCUCAUUCCAUUUCAUCAAAACAACCUCAGCCCCGUUUGUACUCUGCUCUGGCUUUACAUGGCAUUGAGGCCAGUCGGUCAAAGCCCUCAGGACCCCCAAUCCCUUAUGCUUUCAAUUGUUGCAUACAUAAACUAACUGUAAGAACAGUAUGGUCUGGGCCCUGAAAGAGAAGAAUACAAUUCAACACAGGACACUGUGGGAAUACAGGGGGAGCAGCCCAGCUUCUACUGUCAGUGCUGUAUGAAAAGAAAAGGACUGGACCUGCAUGUCUGAAUGUGAAAGACCCAGUGUGAUUGAUUUCUAAUGGGAGAAUCCUCCUCUUUUGUUUCCCCUCUAAACCCUUUGACCAGGCCCAGUGUGUUUGCAGGGGUACAGGCUGAGGCCGGACCUGGACAAUAGGCUCUUUGGCAAUCCUGAUGGUUGUGACUGUGGGGACACUGUGGGGACAGGGAGGGUAGGGUGAUACAGGGGUAGCCUGAGCCCCUCAGCCUGGGCCUGUGUGCAAAUGAAGAGUCCCUUAUUAUGUUAAUGCAUGGCUCCCACUGAUAGCCAUCUUUAUCCUGCUACCAUCUUCAAUAUACAAAUGCUAAUUCUGAUGCUCUGUUACCAUUGGGAAGAACUCUAGAAAUGUCCUCCAGGGAAUGCAAAGGGUUCACCUCAAAUCAUAUAGAUAAGCCUUGCAUGUUGCUGUUUCUACAACGCUUCACAAUCUAACUGCCCUGGGUUGUUUUUCAUUCAGAUGACUCAAAAGCAUUUUUAGAAUAAAGAUUGUGAUGUUGUCAGCUGAAAGCAAAGCAUAAUGCUCAUACAGUAAAAAUAAAGAAAUAACAAAAGCUAUUCAGGUAGCAGGGCAGUGGGGAUGGCUACCUUUUUGUGUAUAUUGAUAUCCUUACUGUUGAGUUGUGAGAUUUAUGUGGUGUGUCAUCAUUUUUAUAAAACAAAACAUUCAGCAAAUUAGCUCAAAAAUAUGUUUUUUUCUCCUGUAAGGCAGCUAUACCAAUGCAUGACCUCCAACUGAAAACCAAACCAUGAGCUUCAGAACAGCCUCUUUGAAUUGAACUUAGCCCUUCGACAUCGAGAGGUUUAUCACAAAGAUCUUCAGUGUUGUUGUUUUGAUUCCCAUACUACACAAAGUCAGGAUCAACUGCAUGACAUUCCAUUUAUGUACGCCCAAUACAAUUGUAACAAUCACAAUGUUCUUUAAAAGAAAUCCUCAAGAAUAUUAUUUUAGAAAUAUCUAAUUUAUUUGUUUUAUUGUUUUGUUUUUAUAUGAAAUAAAGUAUAAUUUAAAAUAUCAA
Messenger RNA from Oncorhynchus gorbuscha (pink salmon), 6050 nucleotides. Its product is annotated as fibroblast growth factor receptor 4-like. NCBI's taxonomy places the organism in Eukaryota, Metazoa, Chordata, Actinopteri, Salmoniformes, Salmonidae. Gene Ontology annotation, biological process: positive regulation of kinase activity; positive regulation of ERK1 and ERK2 cascade; regulation of bile acid biosynthetic process. Gene Ontology annotation, molecular function: fibroblast growth factor binding; fibroblast growth factor receptor activity; ATP binding. The record is from RefSeq and is a predicted model, not a curated record. Gene Ontology annotation, cellular component: signaling receptor complex.